Molecule: messenger RNA, 774 nt
Organism: Colletotrichum higginsianum IMI 349063
Lineage: Eukaryota; Fungi; Ascomycota; Sordariomycetes; Glomerellales; Glomerellaceae
Product: Glycoside hydrolase family 16 protein
Exons: 2
Coding region: 1-774 (257 amino acids)
Biological process (GO): carbohydrate metabolic process
Molecular function (GO): hydrolase activity, hydrolyzing O-glycosyl compounds
Source: RefSeq, a predicted model, not a curated record
AUGCGCUCUUCGUUCUUCGCGUCUGCGCUCGUCGCCGCCAUCCCGGCGACCGCCUUGACCCGCUCGCCACAGCCGGCCUUGACCAACGGCCAAUAUGUUGUUGGUGGUUAUGCGUAUACCAACCGGGCCAUCUUUGACUUCGCCGGCAGAACCUCCCUCCCCGAGGGUCUGUAUGCGAGCACUUGGCCUAUCGGUGACACUCACAAGUACGACGCCUCCAACGUUGUUGUUGGAGGCGGCUACCUGAACUUGAAGGUCCCCGGCGGUCAGACUGCAAAGCCUUACAGCUCCGCCGAAGUCUCGACGACGUUUUCAAACAUCAAGUACGCUUCCGUUCGCACUGUCGCCAUCCUCAGCGAACCGGCGGGCGUCUGCAAUGGCGCGUUCUUCUACAAGAACGAGACCCAAGAGACUGAUAUUGAGUGGCUGUCCGACCCCGCCUCCCUCAGCAACCAGGGAACUCGGAAGCUCUGGUUCACCAACCAGGACGCCGACCUCAACGGCAUCAAGACCUACAACGCCGUGACGCCCCCUUCCAACCCCACCACAACCGAGCACGAAUAUCGUCUUGACUGGACCCCCGGCCGCGUCCGUUGGUUCGUCGACGGCGUCGAAAUCUGGACCACCACCGGCGAUGUUCCCAGCACCACCGGCCCCUGGGUCUUCAACAACUGGUCCAACGGCGACAAGGGCUGGAGUGCCGGACCCCCCGCCACCCAGGCCGACUUCAAAAUCAAGGACAUUUACAUGUACUACAACACCGCUGCUGCGUGA